Molecule: messenger RNA, 1470 nt
Organism: Pecten maximus
Lineage: Eukaryota; Metazoa; Mollusca; Bivalvia; Pectinida; Pectinidae
Exons: 1
Coding region: 11-1168 (385 amino acids)
Source: RefSeq, a predicted model, not a curated record
AUCGUUCACCAUGGACAACGCUGGAUUUAAACAGACUAGCAAGAGUAGUCUAGCCGGUUCGUCAGAGAUCACACUCAAGACGUCUCUAAGACAGCUUCCCUCUGGUGUCCAAUCAGAUGACUCAACUGGGUCGCACACGUCAAAUGAGGACGUUUCGUCAAGCGUCGGUACCGGAAGGACGGGGAUUGAUAAUGCGGGUUUCUCCGACACGGACCUUGAAAGUAGUCUGGCAGGGUCGUCAGAGGUAACUAUGAAAACAUACUUCCGGUAUGUGCCACCAAGCAUCGUGUCGGACACAACUUCCGGUACUGAGUCCCAUGAUGACGCCGAAUCAAGCGGCGGCACUUCCAGUGUCGACAGCAAGGCAUCUGUGGAAACCGUUCAGCCAUAUGCUGUAUCCAAUACCCUUGGUUUGACUGUUGAUAUAAGUCAGUCUGCGAUAGAUUCCGCCUAUCAUAAUCCGUAUGCACAUGCAUAUGCUGUAAGCCAACUUGAAGAUGAGACUUCUGCUCAAGGAGGCGAUGCACCCGUGUCCCCGGGAGCGACGUCCAUCGCUUCACAUCCCCAAUCUGCAACGUCCGAUAUUUCUGCUAGGACCACAAAGGUGUCUUCUCCAGGAGUCUUCACAAGACAACUAAACAUGUUCAUUGGAGAGGAGUGGGAAGACGUUCAGCCAAGAUGGCCGAUCGAACGUAAAGCACUCAGCUGCCCUGGAAGUCUAAGGAUACCGCGCGGUGCAGCUCACCCACAGAGAAUGGCCUUCAAACACGAACAGAGUAACCGUCAGAGACUGGAGUACUUACAGAGCAGACGACAACAGUUGUCACGUGACCCAUUACGUUAUUUCUUUUACAACAUGUCGCACGAGGAGCCGGUAAUACAGAAAGACUACAUGAUCAAACCUAACCCGCAUAACAAAAUCAACCACAUGAUCCACAGCGCCCUCCAUUGUCCCUGUUUCUUCUUUUUCUACCUCCUUUGCUGUCUUCCAGGCGUGCAUCUCAUGACGAAGGGCGAUCUCGAGUAUAAGUCGGGUCACGAGGACCACGCUAGAAAGUUCGGACGCAUAGCCACAGUGUUGUAUAUUGUUGGGUUUGUGUUUGGCACCACACUUCUCGGCACCGUCGUCUACUUGGCCGUUAGCUUCGUGCAGGAUCAAGUGGGAUAGGGUCAGGACCAAGGUGGUAUUGUGACUGCUGUGUACGUCCACCUGAUGUCUGCCUUUGUCUAAAUAUGAACAGUCCCACUAUGUAUAAAUCACUUACGUCUUCAAACUUGUUCAACUGUUAAGUUUUAACAAUGUGAAGGAACUGAUUAAUAUCGGCAAAUACUUUUAUUUAGCUUUAAGGAAAAGAGAAAAAAAAACAUGAUUUGGAUGUAAGAAAAUGAUACCUUCAAUCAAUUUCUUGUACUAGUAGAGUUAUCACGAUAAAUCACUGUCCACAUAUGUAUAUUUACCAUUGUAUGGCA